AUGGUGAAUGCGGAGUGCAGUGAGGAUGACUUACCCUCCAGAAAAGUGUACGCAGCAUUAGAAAAAAGGGGUAAACAUACAUGUACGGAAAUCAGUUCUUGGACACAACAAAUAGAAGAAAUUUUAGAUAAGAAAUUAAGUAAUCAGUGGCAACAUGAAGCAGGGGAAUAUGCAACAAAAUUUUCCCAAGCUUGGUGUCUUGUGUCUAAAAUGAACACAGCGGUGGGACAACCAUGUGAAAGAGUAUGUGAUUUCUUUUAUUUUUGGUUAGGGGAUAUGUUAUCGGACAAAUUGAGUGGAUGGACUACUGAACCUGAGGUUGUUAUACAAAGCAUCUACACUAAAUUGAAUGGUGUGUCAAACAACGAACUGUGUGCUAACACUUUUUUGAGCAGUAAUAUGGACACAAGUUUCCUCCAACGAAGGAAAAAAGUCUUUGACUAUUGGCAUGACUACCGAACCAUAUGGAAACAACUAAAGGAGUGUGGUAGUUCUUGUAAUGGAGCAUAUGACACCUACCUAAAUGGUGUUAAGGAAAAAGGUGAAGACGGUGGAGCUGAUGGUGCUUAUAGCAUGGUAAGUGCAAAUUGUGGAAGUGGGGAACAUGCAAAUAAUAAUGAUUCCUUCUGUACAGAUUUCUGGAAUAAGAAGUUCAAACAAAAAGUUCAUGGUGAUGGUAGCAACCCUAUCCCAAAACCAGGGGACUUGAAAUCAAAAGCUAUGGAGGAAGGGCAAGACCCUCCAUCAGAAACGGAGGAUGAGAAGAAUCUCAAUUCCUGUUUCGAACAGUUGUCCUCAACAGUUUCUUCAUCAUUACCACAGGAAGCUAUAAUCUUUUACCUUCUCGGUUUGGUAACCAAUUUGCAUCUAGAAGAUGAUCAUCUGCUAGAUGAAUGA
Messenger RNA from Plasmodium coatneyi, 897 nucleotides. Its product is annotated as KIR protein. The coding region runs from base 1 to 897 and encodes 298 amino acids. The record is from RefSeq and is a predicted model, not a curated record. The transcript has 4 exons. NCBI's taxonomy places the organism in Eukaryota, Apicomplexa, Aconoidasida, Haemosporida, Plasmodiidae.